Messenger RNA from Saccostrea cuccullata (small rock oyster), 989 nucleotides. RefSeq lists its product as uncharacterized. NCBI's taxonomy places the organism in Eukaryota, Metazoa, Mollusca, Bivalvia, Ostreida, Ostreidae. Bases 58 to 735 code for a protein of 225 amino acids. The transcript has 5 exons. The record is from RefSeq and is a predicted model, not a curated record.
GAACUAGAUGAUGAUGACGAUGUUUGGAUUUGGAUUUCGAGUAUUUUUUUAUGGUCUAUGCAUGCUGAACAAGUUACGAGUACUUCUGUUUCCUUCUCGGAAUUUACAUGCGAUCUGGGUUCUACAUUCUACAGCGUUUACACUAGUCAUCAUCUCUCCUGGGACGGUUCCUCUCUUUCAAGAACUAGGAGGAGCUGUAAGAUAACUUUCGACCCUGUGGAGUCGCUAAGCAAAGUGUGUGUUGAAGUUGAAACUUUUAACAUACAAGAUUGUAGUGUGUAUGUUUAUUACAUCGAGGAGGGCGAAUUGAAAAGGACAUAUGGAUGUGGUCAAACUCCAAAGAAGUUUUGUGGAUCGCAAAAUGCGGAUAUCAGUGUGAAACUAUCCGUUCCUAGGACCUUCAGUAGUACUUCAAACUCAUUUCAAUUGAGAGUCUAUGCAUAUAAAGAACACAAACCCAAGCAGCAAGACUACACGUGGAUUAUAGGACUAAUUUCUGUAGUAUCGGUUACUGCCUUAAUAGCAGCGGCAGUUGUUUUGAUUUGUCGAAGAAAAAGAACUCCAGGAUUAGUGUUUCAGAGGUCGGAAAUUCCACACACACGUUUAGUCGACAAUUCUUCUCCAGAUUUAGGAAAUCCUCCAAUGAGCGUUGACCCCCCGCCUCCCUAUCCUACAAACGAAGUAAUGGCCACAGAAUACACAGUUACCGUUCCUGUUAUUGUCAAUACACGAUAGAGGUUUUAAAAUAUAUGUGAAGAUUAUAAGUCUUAGGAGCAACUGUUACUGUUUUAUAUGCUUUCUUUUGAACCAUUUAAAAUUUCAGCAUUAUCGUUCAACAUUAAAAUUUACCUUCAUACCCAUGAAACACUUUCCAUAUGCAUUUAUAUGUUGCUUAGAAUAUUUUUAAAUUUAUAAGUAAUUUUUGAAUUGUACAAAGUGGUGUUUGCUCAUCCCCAUGUUUAUACAUUAAAUAAUAUUUUCCUUGUAAA